Molecule: messenger RNA, 1776 nt
Organism: Protopterus annectens (West African lungfish)
Lineage: Eukaryota; Metazoa; Chordata; Ceratodontiformes; Protopteridae
Product: sodium-coupled monocarboxylate transporter 1-like
Exons: 16
Coding region: 1-1776 (591 amino acids)
Biological process (GO): propanoate transmembrane transport; sodium ion transport
Cellular component (GO): membrane
Molecular function (GO): organic acid:sodium symporter activity
Source: RefSeq, a predicted model, not a curated record
AUGUCAGCGCUGGUAUCCACUGAUGGAGAAGUGGCACAGUUUUCUGUGUGGGAUUAUGUGGUUUUUGUAGUAAUUUUAUUGGUUGCUGCAGCAGUUGGCAUUGUUCAAGCAUUUAUUGGAAAAGGUCAGAAUACCAGCAGAGACUUUCUGCUGGGGGGCCGGCAGAUGACUGCUUUACCUGUUGCCCUCUCACUGACUGCUAGCUUUAUGUCUGGCAUCACUGUGAUUGGAACACCAUCUGAAGCAUAUCGGUUUGGUGUAGGCUUUUGGCUUUUUGCUUUUGCCUACUGCAUCAUGUCUGCUGUUACUGCUGAAAUAUAUCUUCCUGUGUUUUACAGACUUGGAAUCACAAGUACAUAUGAGUAUUUACAAAUGCGGUACAACACAUGCGUCCGCUUGGUUGCAACGACCAUAUAUAUCUUUCAAACAGCCAUCUACACAGGAAUGGUCAUCUAUGCACCAGCACUUGCACUUAAUCAGAUCACUGGACUGGAUCUUUGGGGAGUUUUAGUAGCAACAGGUGUUGUCUGUACACUAUACUGCACAGUGGGUGGCCUAAAAGCUGUAAUAUGGACGGAUGUGUUUCAAAUGGUGAUAAUGCUUACUGGAUUUGCGAUAGUCAUUAUCAGAGGAUCAGUUCUACAAGGCGGCUUCCAAAACAUUUGGAAUAUUUCUUACUACGGUGGAAGACUAGAAGCAUGGGAUUUUGAUGUAGAUCCCUUAAAACGUCACACAUUUUGGUCAGUUGUAGUCAGAGGAAGUUUUAUGUGGACAGCUGUUUAUUCUGCGAAUCAGUCUCAAGUUCAAAGAUACAUAGCCUGCAAAAGUCAGAAUGAAGCUAAACUGUCUCUUUAUUAUAACAUGUUUGGCCUUGUGCUCACAGUUUCUCUUGCCAUGUUGACCGGAUUAACGAUGUACUCUUUUUAUCAUGACUGUGAUCCACUAAGAGCAAAACGAGUUGGGGCAGCUGAUCAGCUGCUGCCAUACCUUGUAAUGGACAUUUUAGGUGAUUAUCCUGGACUGCCUGGGCUGUUUGUUGCAGCUGCAUACAGUGGGACACUAAGCACAGUGUCUUCAAGUAUAAAUGCCCUCACAGCAGUGACUUUGGAGGAUUGUAUCAAGCCAUGCCUUUCAUCAACAUCUAUCAGUGAACGAAAACUGUCCUGGAUAUCAAAAGUGCUCAGUAUAGUUUAUGGCGCAAUUUGCAUUGGAAUGGCUGGAUUAUCAUCCUUAAUGGGAAGCAUUUUACAGGCAGCAUUGUCUCUCUUAGGAAUGAUUGGUGGACCUUUCCUUGGACUCUUCUCUUUAGGCAUGUUUUUACCAUGGAGUAAUGCUACUGGUGCACUAACUGGUUUUCUUGGUGGCCUUAUAAUCACUCUUUGGGUCGGAAUUGGAGGUCAGCUCUAUCCCCCACCACAACACAAAACCAGACCUUUACCACUGAGUACAGCUGGGUGCGUCUUUAAUAUAACACAUACCCAGGCUCCAGUAACAAACACUGCAUGGACAACAUGGGGUACCCCCUCCUCUCAAAAAUAUGCUAUAGAGAAACCAGCAAUUGCAGACUCAUGGUAUUCAUUAUCCUAUCUCUUCUUAACCCCAGUUGGAUUUUUGUCGACCAUGAUCUUGGGCCUUAUAGUCAGCUUAAUGGCAGCUGUAGUUAAAACAGAGACCAGCGUUAUACUUACACAACAAUCCUUCCUUACUGAUGUCACAGGAAGUAUCUUGUGGGACACUCCUGUUCUCCAUAUCAAACACAAGUCUGCCUUCAAUUAA